Molecule: messenger RNA, 498 nt
Organism: Gongylonema pulchrum
Lineage: Eukaryota; Metazoa; Nematoda; Chromadorea; Rhabditida; Gongylonematidae
Source: the annotation of a GenBank genome assembly
AACUUGCCAGUAAAUCGGCCGAAAAAUCGCUUGGUCAAUAUGGUACCGUACGAUUCAUCACGGGUCGUCCUUCGUAGCAUUCCUGGUGAAGAUGGUUCUGAUUUCAUCAAUGCAUCCUGGAUCGAUGGUUACAGGCAACGUGGUGCCUAUAUAGCAACACAAGGUCCGAUGCCGCAUACAGUGGGCGAUUUUUGGCGUAUGAUCUGGGAACAUCACUCGUCCAUCAUUGUGAUGCUCAUUCGUACAGUUGAAGUGGGCAGAGAGAAGUGUUGCGAAUAUUGGCCAGCAGAAAUGGGUGCGCGGUUUGGUUGUCUUGUCGUUGAGCCAGUUGCCGAAUACAAUAUGCCGCAGUAUGUUUUACGGGAAUUCAGGAUUACUGAUACUCAGUCUGGGCAUACCAGGACACUGCGACAUUUCCAGUACAUCGAUUGGCCGGAUCGUGGAACGCCAAAAUCUGCUGAGCUUUUCAUCGAUUUCAUCCACCAGGUUGAUUUUUGA